Loa loa (African eye worm) is the source of this 593-nucleotide messenger RNA. RefSeq lists its product as hypothetical. The coding region runs from base 36 to 593 and encodes 185 amino acids. The transcript has 5 exons. The record is from RefSeq and is a predicted model, not a curated record. NCBI's taxonomy places the organism in Eukaryota, Metazoa, Nematoda, Chromadorea, Rhabditida, Onchocercidae.
GUACUUGGUGUAGCUGCUAGUAUCAUCGCUGCUGGAUGGCUUUGCUUAUUUGUCUAUUACAACAGCUGUGGUCGACCAUAUACUACAUCUGCCGAGAAACCUCUCAUACAUACUAUUUUUUGAAAGACAAAUUCAUCCAAACUGUCGAAAAUGACAACGGAGGCAAGUACUUUGACGUUCAACCACGGGAUACUGAAAGUAACAAAAAGAAGAGUCUCAAAACGAUAUCCACCGAAAAUGAUCCAUCAAACAGAAUGCAAAGAACAGUGAAGGAUGCUUCAGUAAAAGGCGCUAUAUCGGAAGUCGCAGUAGUAACAACUUCAGGAAGCAUCAGUAUGCAAGAUGUCACAGCGAUGGAUUCUGAUCGGAAGCAAUUAGAUUAUCCAAUCGGCAUCAUAACUAGACCAAGAAGAAGAGAAGAUUUGAGUAUUCAUAAACUGGAGGCUCGGAGCGAUAUAUCAUUGCCUACAUUGAAGGAAAUUUGUGCAGAGGAAAAACCGCAUCCACAUCCAAUUCCACCAACAGCAUCCGGUAUUCUGGAAGUUAGAAGUCUUACUGAACAGAUGUAUCGCAAUCCAAUGAACUGUUUAUAA